Cylindrotheca closterium is the source of this 708-nucleotide messenger RNA. The record is from the annotation of a GenBank genome assembly. NCBI's taxonomy places the organism in Eukaryota, Bacillariophyta, Bacillariophyceae, Bacillariales, Bacillariaceae.
AUGAUCUCGUUACAAGAAACUUUGAACCUUAACAACAAAGCAGUGGCACUGUACCAAUCCAAUGAUAUGGGCGGGGCUGCCAAGGCAUACUACGAGUCACUUUGUCUCGCCAAGGAAUUGUUGACGUGUACUGCUCCUCGUCGUCAAGGAAGUGGUGUGAACUACCAGACCCCAGCACCGCUUGCCACUACUCUGCCGCAGCAUGAAUGCUUUCAUACUUCAACUGAGACAUCCAUCAACACCCCCAUACAAGAAAAGUUCUUUUUGUAUCGAAGCGCAUUGCUUUUGCAAGAAGCGCCCUCAUCAUUUGUUGGUGCGGAGCAUCGUGUGCAAUCCAUGAAUAUCUACUGUGCUGGAAUCUUGUUUAACACGGCCAUACUGCAUCACCAAAAGUCGAUCAAGACUGGAAUAUCGGCAUACAUGCAUCGAGCAGAGCAGCUUUACCAAGCAAGCCUUCAGCUCAUUGUGGGGCUUCCACGGUCCAACGAUACGUUGACCCUUAUUGCAUUUGCAGUCAGUAACAACUUAGCUCAGAUCGAGUUUGAGAAGGGACUGGUGAUGCAAGCGAGUGAAAGACUACGAUUCCUAGUACAUCUAUUCUGUUCAUUGGAAAAUACGGCUGGACGAGUCUUCGCGGUUGACGGGUUUCAUGGAAUGCUAUCUAACACACUGUUGGCAAACGGCAUGUCUUCGUCACCAGCUGCCUAA